AAUAGCACACCCCUCUCCGUCUCUGUGGAAGCUCCUAACAACUACCCGUGGCCUGCACUGAACCAUGGCUUCUUCUGUUCUCUGGGCAAUCGACUAUGAGGUUUAUGGGGAAGUCCAGGGUGUCUUCUUUAGAAAGUACACAGAAGAGCAGGGGAGGAAAUUGGGAGUGGUUGGCUGGGUGAAGAACACUGCCCACGGGACAGUGACCGGACAAGUGCAAGGGCCCAAGGAGAAAGUGGAGAUCAUGAAGAACUGGCUGCGCAGCGUAGGAAGUCCCAUGUCUCGUAUUGACCAGGCUGUGUUCUCCAAUGAGAGGGAGAUCAGCACCCUCGAGUUCCAGUCCUUCACCACCAAAUACUAGAGCCUGUGGGCUAGUCAGGAUGGGAUGUCCACCUCCAAGAACAUGGAGGGAUCCUCCGCUCAGAAGGAAGCACCACUCUCCCUUUCUGGGACAGGUUGCGCUGCUGGUGACCAAAUUCAACUGUGUUCUAGGCUCAUGGCACUUCAAGUACCCUUUUGGAUCCUUCCAGCUGCUAGCUAUCUGGGAAACACCAGUUGCCCACUGGUGUCUAUAAAGAGAUUGUAAGCUCUUUUUGUUGCUUUCCAUCACUUGUGAGCAGGGCGGAGGCAGAAAAGAGAAAAUUCAAUGGAGGGGGCCUUGCCUACAUCCAUCUCUCCACAAUGCUACUUUCACAAUGUGUUCAUGAGCAGUAUUGGCCAGUCUUUGAACCCUCUUAUGGACAACCAUAGGGAUAAAAGGCUUUUGAAUAACAGGUAGCUCCUCAGUUACACACUUGCUCACUAGAGCCAGGCUGCCCUCCCCUUCACACCAGUGCCCCACUCAGAAGAAUAUUGGCUCAUUAAAUAUUAUCUUAAGAAAGAAAA
This is a messenger RNA of Lacerta agilis (Sand lizard), 885 nucleotides long. RefSeq names its product acylphosphatase-2-like. Lineage: Eukaryota; Metazoa; Chordata; Lepidosauria; Squamata; Lacertidae. The record is from RefSeq and is a predicted model, not a curated record. The transcript is spliced from 4 exons. The coding region runs from base 65 to 361 and encodes 98 amino acids. Gene Ontology annotation, molecular function: acylphosphatase activity.